AUGCGCCUCGUGGUGCUCCUUGGGUGGCGGGCGUUCGGUCUUCGCAUCUAUUGCGAGCAGCUUUUCACGCACUUGCUCUUGCUCUUGACGCUGACCGUGUCGCUUGGACUCUCGCUUGGGACCGCGACGGGGCCCAAGUUUGAGAAAGUUCUUCUCUUCUGGCUCAUCUGCACGCCGUUCCUUCUCUUGUCAUUGCUCGCGACACGCUUCUUGACAUGGAAGAACAAAGGGCCGUGCGUAUGGCUGACGCUCGCGCUGUGGUACGGCGUCGUUACGGGCGUCCUCAUCAACUACGACACUCUGCUGGACCUUGUCAAGUCGCAGAAGCUGCCCAAAGCUGGCAACGUCGAGUUGUUUGGGUGCAUUAACAACGUCCUCCUCGGUCUCUCGGCGCUCUACUUUUGCGUCUUUGAGCUCCGCGAGCUCCAUGCUGACGCGACAAAGCGCGGGCAGAGCAAGUUCACGUCGAUCCUGAAUUUGUUCAAAGGCAACAAACCAUCGCCGUACCUCGAGUCGUACUGGAACCGCGUCCAGCUCCCGACCUUCGUCCUCGUCCUUGUCUACGUCGUCUGCGAGUUUACGGCACCGUUUUCGGCCAACAUGCGCGUCUAUGCUGGCAUUCCCAUGCUCUUCUUGCUCUUCAUCAUGUGCGUCCAGUACCUUGAGGUCUUCCCCGCCGUCGGGUACCUCCUCCCGAUGAUGCGGCGCAUGCUGGCCGACGUCUUUUUCUACUUGGUCUUCUACUUUCCGAUUCAGUGCGCGUACGCAAGUGCGUACUACCUCCUCUUCAAGAGCCAAGGCGGGAACCUUAAGCCGUACGAGCCCGAGCCAGCAUUCUCGUCGAACUUUACGAGUGCCAUGGGCUGCUUUUUCCCGAGCGCCAAUGCCUCGAGCAGCGCAACAUCGCUGAAGCUCCUCGAGAUCCUCAAGACCAAGGACAAGAACGACAUGUUUCAAGGCUACGAAACCGUGCCCAAGAGCUUCCUCACCACGUACCUCGUCAGUUUUGGCCAAAUCAACGUCGAGCCGUUCGACCAGCUCGCUUCACCGUCAGCGUACGUGCUCGGGUACUUUCUCUUGGUCACGCACGCGACGAUCGUCGUCGUCAUACUGCUCAGCGUCCUCAUUGCGAUGAUGAACAAGACGAUGGACGCGCAUUUCGCCCAAGACAAGGCCCAGGCAUGCGUGACGUUUGCCGAGUGCGUUCUGCGCAUGGGCAAGGUCAAGACGUCCACGACAAGACGCGGCAACUUGCAGCAAUUGGGCUACAAAGAUCUGUACGACAAUAUCGUGCGUGCUGACCAACAAGGCGAGAAACGUAAGAACGACGACGCGAUGCUCGCAGCGAUUGCGGCGCUCAGCGCCAAAGUCGACCGGCUCCAAGCGCGCAACACGAACCAACACUAA
This is a messenger RNA of Saprolegnia parasitica CBS 223.65, 1407 nucleotides long. RefSeq lists its product as hypothetical. Gene Ontology annotation, biological process: calcium ion import across plasma membrane. The transcript is spliced from 2 exons. Gene Ontology annotation, cellular component: membrane. NCBI's taxonomy places the organism in Eukaryota, Oomycota, Saprolegniomycetes, Saprolegniales, Saprolegniaceae. Gene Ontology annotation, molecular function: monoatomic ion channel activity. The coding region runs from base 1 to 1407 and encodes 468 amino acids. The record is from RefSeq and is a predicted model, not a curated record.